Molecule: messenger RNA, 1738 nt
Organism: Rhinichthys klamathensis goyatoka
Lineage: Eukaryota; Metazoa; Chordata; Actinopteri; Cypriniformes; Leuciscidae
Gene: txndc5
Product: thioredoxin domain containing 5
Exons: 10
Coding region: 131-1348 (405 amino acids)
Biological process (GO): protein folding
Cellular component (GO): endoplasmic reticulum
Molecular function (GO): protein disulfide isomerase activity
Source: RefSeq, a predicted model, not a curated record
UCGUCAACACACAACAGCUGAGUUCUCUUAGGAUGUUUUACAGAUUAGCUCUGUCUGCUAGCAGUACACUCACUCACAGACACACUCAUUUAAACUCCCAGCUCAGCUUCAUUCACAGGCCUGCUCAGUUAUGAACAUGACGCUGUUUUUAACGAGUUUUAUUUAUUUGGUGUUGUUAUGCAGUUGGAUAAGCUGUGAUAAUGACACAGAAGAGGACGAGCACGCUAAACACACAUACACGGUGGAGAUGUUCAAUGAUGCCGUCUCUACUGCUCCACACUUCGUCAUGUUCUACGCGCCCUGGUGUGGUCACUGUCAGAGGCUGCAGGGAACGUGGAAUGAGUUGGCAGAGAAGUAUAACAGUAUGGAGGAUCCUCCAGUGUAUGUUGUGAAAGUCGACUGCACAAAAGACACUAAGUUUUGCUCCAGUGAACAUGGGAUCCGUGGAUACCCAACCCUGAAGCUGUUUAAACCUGAGCAGGAGGCUGUGAAGUAUCAGGGUCCAAGAGACCUGCAGGCCCUUGAGAGCUGGAUGCUGAAAACCGUGCAGGAGGAACCUGAAGAGCCCCAGAGUGAACCCGAGGCACCCAAAGUCCCUGAACCCAAACAGGGCCUGUAUGAACUCACAGCCAAUAACUUCAAAUCACACAUCACUAAAGGAUCUCACUUUGUGAAGUUUUAUGCACCAUGGUGUGGGCACUGCAAAGCCAUGGCUCCAACAUGGGAACAGCUCGCCACCAGCUUUGAGCAUUCAGACAGCGUCAAGAUCGGCAAGGUGGAUUGCACACAGCAUUAUGAAGUGUGUUCAGAAAAUCAGGUUCGUGGUUAUCCCACGCUGCUCUUCUUCAGUGAUGGAGAGAAGGUCGAUCAGUACAGAGGGAAGCGCGAUCUGGACUCGUUUAAAGAGUUUGUGGAUAAUCAAGUGAAAGCUGCUGAAUCUAAAGAUGAACCUGUGAUUGAGGAGGAGCAGGUUCAAGAAAUCCCUCCCAGUGCUGAACCUGAAGAACAAGAGUCUAAUGUUCUGGUCUUGACUGAGAGCAACUUUGAUGAGACGGUUGCCAAAGGACUCUCCUUCAUCAAGUUCUAUGCCCCAUGGUGCGGUCACUGCAAGAACCUGGUCCCUACCUGGGAGGAUCUAUCUAAAAAGGAGUUUCCUGGUCUGACUGAUGUGAAGAUUGCUAAAGUGGACUGCACAGUGGAGAGAACACUCUGCAACAGAUUCUCUGUGCGUGGAUACCCAACACUCCUGAUGUUCCGGGCCGGGGAACAAGGGGAGGAGCAUAAUGGAGGGCGGGACUUAGAGAGCUUGCACAGUUUUGUCAUGAAGCAAGCAAGAGAUGAGCUGUAACUCUUCCCUCAAUGUAUCUCCCACGAUUCCUCUACAAAACAACACUAUCUUCAUUUAUUAUACUGUCAGAAGGACUGCUUUUUCUUCAUUUCUGUCCCACACCUGCUGAAGUGAGGACAAUCUCUUCCACAUGGUAAAAUGUGAAUGUACAUGAUUUAAUCUCGAGCAGUCGAUGAGAUUACUAGCAAAUACAACCAUACACGUUUGAUUGUGCCCUUCCUCCUUGAAAGAAACAGUUGUGGGUAUGAAAAAGACAUCUCUUCAGAUCAUUACAUCGUUUAAGGUGCAUAUUUUGUACAUGUCAAUUAUAUGAGGAAAUUAAUUUAGCUCAGUUCAUUAUGAUUAUCAACUAAGACUGAAAAUGACCUCAGGGAGACCCUCUAAAGAUUG